Messenger RNA from Lytechinus pictus (painted urchin), 6753 nucleotides. RefSeq lists its product as uncharacterized. The transcript has 3 exons. NCBI's taxonomy places the organism in Eukaryota, Metazoa, Echinodermata, Echinoidea, Temnopleuroida, Toxopneustidae. The coding region runs from base 265 to 1452 and encodes 395 amino acids. The record is from RefSeq and is a predicted model, not a curated record.
CUCUGGGUCUGGAUGGGUCGAAAAGCGACGAACUACAAGCUUCACCAUGGCAUAUCCAUCUCUACAAUCUACGACUCUUAUAACUCGUCGACGUCGCGAGUAGUUGAAUUGUAAUUGUGCAUGCAUUGUGUACAAUCUUCGAAAUCACGACCUUCAAAUUCAAGCUUGCUCAAGAUCUCGCCGAAGAGGAGGACGUGUUGUCAAAUGAACGUGUAAUUUAAUGAUCUUCUGCUUUUCUGAAAGACUUUGCCACCGCCUGUACAGAUGCUAGGGAGUUACCAUGAAGUGUGUUCAAGUAUGAAAUCUAAGAGAUUCUAUGUUGUCAUAAGCAUAACUGCUUUUGUAGGCAUCGCUCUGUGGACACUCUAUCAGCAAGUCAGCUCUCAUCCAGUUGACACAUGGAAUCACUACAGCGGUAAACGUCAUAGGAAAAUAACCAGUUUCUCGCCGCUGAGUGAGGUAUCUGGAGGGUCAUGGCCAGUGGAAAAGCACCGCUUCCUCCCAAACUUCUUUUUACUAUGGGACAAGGAGAAGUCUCCCACGCUCUCAUCAUACAGCGAAGGUAACAUAAUAUUCCUGCAUCAUAACAAGGCUGGGGGUAUCAGCAUCAGGAAAUGUAUGCAAGCAGUUGGACCAGAGAGUGGAUUGAACGUAUCCAGGAAUGUAUUCAGCUAUCGCUACACAGCACGAGAAUUUGACUAUUGGAAGCAUGCAGCAAGGACUAAGCAGCGCAUGGGCUUGUAUGGUGGGUAUUCUUUUGGAGUCUGUGACGUUAUCACGGAUGGCCGACCAUGUUCGUAUUUCACGAUGAUUCGGGAUCCGUACGACCGUGCAGUGUCCGCGUACCUUUAUUGCUCCAAGAACGCGAGCAAGGACCAGUUGUGUACUGCCCUCAGAGCAAGCGAGGUGAGCGUUGUAGACUGGGCUAUCCAUCAUGGGAGUUUCUUCUUCCGGCAGCUUGUGUUCAACCCUGCGGUCUGCAACGGUUCCUACGACAACUCACCGUAUCUCGGCAACUUUGAUGACUUCCCACACAAGUUUGCUAGCGACGUGAUACCAUGUUGGUUCAAACAUAAAGUCUUGCUACAACGCAUGUUGAGUGAGAAGGAGCGAUUAGAUCUCCUAAAACAUGUCCAUGACAACCUAGAGAACUACUUCGCUGUCAUAGGCCUCCUAGAUAACUUUGAUCUCACCAUGGGGAUGCUUCAGCAUGUCUAUCAUGUACCUUUCAGAGACAGGUGUGCAGAUACCCACAAAAACCAGGGAAGAUUUCGGAAAAGGCGCCAAAAGAUUGAAGCCGAUCUUCUGGUUGCAAAGCUUAAGCGGGAACUGUUGGCAGACCCUCGUGUUAAUGCAUCGUUGCAUGCCGACCUUGUCUUGUAUGAGAAAGCAAAACAAAUAUUCAAUAGACAAAAGGAAGUCUUUAAAUACCUCACAAAAACAACCUCAUGAUUUCUUUCUUUAUCUGUCCCUUUUUCUUGGACAAAAUAAACCUUUACUAACCUAAUUAUUGUACUUUUGUUUAUUGCAUUCAUUUGAAAUUAUGAUAGAUGAGUAAAUUAUUUCAUCAAUUUCUGUACGUCCCCAACAGACUCUCAUCUAUAGGGGAUGAGCCAUACUUAGUUGCUGGGUAGAUAAGAUAUUCCUAUUUGCAUUCAUUUGCAUAAUUUUAAAAAUUUAUUAAAAUGUGAUUUAAAUAAACAAAAUAUUUAAAUGAUUUGUUUAUGAUGCAAUCAUUAAGACUGGAGAUUAGAGACAAAUUUAUGCUAUAAUGUAUAUUCUCAUUAUUCUAAUUGUUCUUGUUGCUUCAAAUUCCUCUUCCUUUCCUUAUUUUCCUUUUAUUUUUACCAUCCAAAGAGUGGGGUAGGGGGUGAGGGGGGUAUGGUGUUUGUCUUCUCAUUGUAUUAAUGAAGAAGCUGUGCCAUCGUGUUUCUCAUAUUGAGAAGAAACAGAGACAUAGUUUAGAAUCACAUGAUUCAUCAAAUUCCUUUUGUGUCCGAUAACGAGUACCAAAUUAAUCACGUGUAUAUAAUUGUGAGGAGGAUUGUUGUCGUGUUGUUCAUGCUGUAUGCUUAAUGCAUGCAAGUGAUGAUGAAUAUAAUAUGGAUAGUAUUGUUGUCGUAAUAAAAAUGGUUGUAAUAUUGAUGUACUUUGUACUAGACUAGUGUACAUGUAUGUGCAUGUUCUUUUAAAUGUCAUGAGCAGUUUUUAUGAAGUUGUAAGUACUAGAUAUUGGGAAUCCUAACAUAAAACACCCAAGAUUACUAUGACAUGUAAAUUGUAAGGCAAACUCAUGCAACUGAAUUCUACUCUCAAGAUAAUGACAAUUUGACCAAGAAUAUUUUGACCCACCCCCCUUGAGAUCGUGUGCAUUUGCGGAGGAUUUAGCUUGUAUUAUGCAUACUUCCUCCUACAUUAAAUUUAUGGUGUCUUGAUGAAGACUAUUAAGGAAGUGAAAUUCUCGAUUGAAUAAUAGAUGAUAUAAUCGAUCAAGUGAUUUUCGAAAAAUAAGAUGUUGCAAUAGAUCUUCAUCCUUAUUUUUUGUUCAAUCUAUUAAGCAGUUUGAAUGAUCUGUGUAUUAGAAUGCCAUUAUCGUUCCUCAAAAUAUGCCCCUUUUAUUCCUUUUUAUUUAUUUAUUUAUUCAUUUAUUUUAUUUAUUAAUCGCAUUUUUUUUUCAGGGGGAGAAAUCUUCAUUGGUAUUAGAAUAUCAGUAUUGCUGCCCAAAAUAUGUUACCUUUCUUUGUAGAUUUGAAGCAUUUGCAGACUAUUGACACUUCUUUUAAAAUAUUGAAUUUAUGUGCAGUACUAUUAUUGCUCAUCGUUUGUAGUUUUGUACUAUUUUUUAAUAGUUUUGCUGCCAGUUGCUGUAAAUAAUGAAUACCCUAUGUACACUUUUGACUGUUUACAUGAAGGUUCUGGACUACAAUUUUAUUAUUUUAUUUUUAUUAUUUUAUCACCAUGUCAUAUGAUAGUUUAUAUUUGCCAGUAUUUUUCCUGUAUUCAGUUUCCAUUAUGUCUUGGUUUAUAUGUCAGGGAAAUGAAUUUUGCAACUCAUAUAACAAUACAUCUCCAUUUGCAGUAAUUUGCUGGUAUGAAAUUCUGGCUGGCUCAUGAUAGCCGACUAUACUUUGAAGGAAACUUGAAUUUGUCCUUCGACAACACUCAAAUUUCAUCUUCAGUUAUGGAAGGAUACCCACAAACACAAAACAACGAACAGCAACACUUAAAACUAUUAAUUGCAUUUUCUUCUCUUUAUGCUAGUUAGAAAUAAGGCAUUGGCAAUGGUAAUGUGUUUUUUCAUCAAGAUUAAUUUAAAAAAAAAGCAAAUAAUAUAGGAUGGAUCUGGUGUACUUUUGCAUUUGGGGUCAAAACCGAUGAGAAAUGAAACAUUUGCAUAUUGUUGGAAUUUCAUCUCACGCUUAAAUUGCAGGGGUCAAUUUCAGUAGCAUAUGUCAAAAGGGACCAUUAUAUGAAUUGGGCUGAUUUCAUAAAUGAACUAGAAUUCAUCAGAAAUCAGCAGAAUAUCAGAUGAUUUUGCUGAUAUAUUUUCAUUGUCAAAGAAUAUAAUUUUGACUGUAUAAUUUUCUUUUUUUCCCUUCAAAUCAAUACUUUUCAGUGCCAGUAUUUGAAUGGAAGUCCUCCCUGAAUUUAAAGGACAAGUCCACCCCAACAAAAAAUUGAUUUGAAUAAAAAGAGAAAAAUCCAACAAGUAUAACACUGAAAAUUUCAUCAAAAUCGGAUGUAAAAUAAGAAAGUUAUGACAUUUUAAAGUUUCGCUUAAUUUCACAAAACAGUUAUAUGCACAUCCUGGUUGAUAUGCAAAUGAGGAGACUGAUGACGUCACCCACUCACUAUUUCUUUUGUAUUUUAUUAUAUGAAAUAUGAAAUAUUCUAAUUUUCUCCUCAUUGCCAAGGGAUACAACGAUUAAUUUCUCCCUGAACAUGUGGAAUUAGCAUUGUUUAAUACUAUAAUAUAUGGUUCAGUCAAGUUGGUCCUUAUUGUCAAAUCUAUAAAAAAUUAAAUAUUGUAUAAUUCAAACAAUAAAAAACAAAAGAAAUAGUGAGUGAUGGACAUCAUCGACUGACUCACCUAUAGUUGUGCAUACAGUAUCACUGUUUUGUGAAAAAUAAGCGAAACUUAAAAAUGUCAAAACUUUCUUAUUUUACAUCCGAUUUUGAUGAAAUUUUCAGCACUGCGCUAGUUUGAUUUUUCUCUAUUUAUUCAAGUCAGCCUUUUCCUGGGGUGGACUUGACCUUUAAGUUGGUUUUAAUUUAAUAAAAUCAUCAAAAAUGAGAAAGUACAUGAAUGAAAGUCUGGCUAAACUCUAUUCAAGAAUAAUAGUCAUUACAUUAAAAAAAAAAUAACUCUUUAUUUUUUUUGGAUAGAGUUUCAUUGAACCUUGGUUGAUGGAUUUUUCAUAUUUUCUGUGCUUCUUAAAGCUAAAUAAAUAUGAAGGUUUUUUUCCUUUAUAUUAAGUUCACCAUCAUCUAUAGUGUUAUUGUGCUAUAUUUUCCUAGUGUUAAUACUUAUGAUGUUACAUACAAUCAGUGCAUGUGUCAAAACCAAGUAUUAUUAUGAAUAUAUUCAAAUUAGACAGAAUGUCUUCAGUAUUGUGAUUGAAAUCUCCGGUAUAUUAAAGAAAUAGCUGUUUGUACAUCUUGACUGAGGAUGUAUUUCAAAUAUUCAAUUUGUUGUCAUAUUCCUCAAAUUUAUGGACAUUUUGUUGUCAUAUUCCUCAAAUUUAUGGACAUUUGUUCUGAAGAUGAAAGUAAUUUGCAUUUUAUUGAUGAAAUUAUUAUAUAUUUUGGAGGGUAUGUAUUAAAGGAAGUGAAUUGUCAGAGGUUUGUACUGGUAAAUGUAGUAUGCUACUGAAAUUAUUGCAUCUGAUUGGCUUAAAGCAAAUUUAUUAUUGAAAAAUCCCUGACAUGCUUCAUGAAACCCUCUGCCAGAAGGUUAAAAAACGGCAUGUACUAAAAAGAAAGAGAAAACAAAUCUAACACUGAUAUAUACACUUAUCUGCAGCCAUUUGAGAAAUUGUCUUAUUAAGUCUCUCGGGUAAUAAAUUCUCUUUUUAUCUUUUUAACACUUCAUGAGCACUUGAUGAAUAUAUCAUAUUUAUAAGCAUGUAUGCUUUCAUAUUAGAUUAGUAAAAGAGUCAUAUUGAAAGUGUCAAGUGUUCAUGAAAAUUUUUGAAAAUGAUUUUAAAAGGAUAUUUCUCUCUCAUAGAUGAUAAAAAGUAUCCGUAAUCAACAUGUGGAAAAAACUGUGUUUAGAAUGUCUACGUUAGCAGACUGAUAUGUCUGCUGAAAUGGAAUUUGAGGGUUUGUAUCAUAACCUUCCAUUCAUGCUAUCAAGUAUAUGAGUAUUUCAGCUAUGCUAAUAAUAAUUCAUGACUCAUUUAUAAUUCAAAAGUCAAUUCAAUUAGAAAUUAUGUUGUUGACAGGUGUGUCUACAGUCUGGAGUUUUUAUGAUUGAGUGAUAAGCGUAGGGAAAAUGAUGAGUGUGCUCUACAAAUAUAAAUGUAUUUGUAAGCUGCAUUUUGCUUUGUAUUUAUGAAUUCAAAUAGCUCACCUAAUUGGCCUACCUUACAGAACUAACAUUGUUUUUACAUUUAAUAUGAGCAAUAUGGGAAGAGAGUUCUGGACUCUGUUAUUGUCUGUUGCAAUGUUUGUUGUUUGGUCAGCGGGUGUGUAUUUGCCUACAAACUGACUCGGCGAACCCCGAUCGAGACCGCAAGAUGUUGACAUCAGAGGUUGGCCUGUAUACUUUGAUGAAUAGUUUUGAUUACAGUAUGUAAUUCUUCAAUUACGAGUAAACAUACCAAAGAUAAGGAAUGAUCAAGUCUGCCCCAUCCCCCAGACUUUAACUCUUGGCCCCACCCCCCCCCCCUUCUGAGAUAAUUCCUAUAGGGCCUGUAAAAGUAAAUGAAAUAAGAUGGUUAGGUGUCGACAAACAGUCAAGACAGACAGACAAACAUUUGAAAUGGAUCAGAAGGUUGAUCUAUACCUCCCCAAUCAGGAAAUAUACCUGUUAGUUUGCCAGUGCGAAUGCCUCGUAUUUCAAUAUCCCCACGAGAAAAUACCCUCAAAUGAAAAGGCACUUUUCCAAAUUAAGAGAACCUUUGCAGGGAUAUCUCAAAUGUUGCAUACAUAUUUGCUGUGCGAGGCAAGAUAUUGUGCCUACUUCUCGAAAUGAAUCAACUCCAAGAGACUGCUUACUCCUAAAACUGAGAGAAAUUUAUUUUCUUACGCAGGUGUGCAUGUGCACAAUGACAUGGGCAUUUUUAGGCAUAGACAAUGUCUUGCAACUUACAGGUACUUUUCUUACUGGGGCAGGUGUGAGUACACCCAGUGUAAGGUAGCCUUUUUUUAUUUGUAAGGUUGAGCAGUGUCAUGGAUAUUCCCUCUCUUUCCUCCAUUUAUAUAUUCCCAUGUAUGCUGUGUAAAUACUCCACAGUGUGAAACAUGAAUACAACCCAAACAAACCAAGGCUCAAGUUGACACAAGACUUUGGCCGUGAAUUUCCAAGUCUUUAAAAAAAAUGCAAACCCCUCUGCGAGCCCCUCUCGCAAAGUUGAAAAGACCAGGGGAUUUAUUGAAAUAAUGUCUGUUUUGGCUCAAUUUUGUAUUCUUGAAGUGGAGAUAAUCUUGUAUUUAUUAUCAAUCUGUAGUGGUAAUACUUUUACUCCUGAUCCAGUAAUAUUUGUAAAUGUGAUUAUCAGGUAGAAGUUUUUUAACACCAGAAGAUGUAUU